AGAUUAGGAAAUUUGGGAUUAGUAAUUUGAAAGGGAGGAAGCAGUUGAUUUGUCUGUUUUCCGAUUCAUAAAUGUCAAAAAACAAAAAAGGUUUUGUUGCAUCGCUCGCGUCGACUAAUUCAUAAUUUCGAUUUUGGUAGUACCACAUUUUGUGGAUUAGGAGUAUUUUCUGAAACGAGAGAGAAGAUGGGAGAUGACGCCCCCACUCCCGUUGAUAUCAAUCAGCCAUCAUCGCCAAAGAAAGCAUGGCACUCUUACAUCUCAGAUGAUCUGCCUCGCAGUGUCCAACAAUCUACUGACUCCGCCAUCCGCUCUGCUCGUUCCAUACAAGAUACAUCCUCCACCCACCUUCGCACUCUUCAGGUAUUGUCUUGGUGCCAGGCUGCCAGCACUAAAUCAAUGCACCACCUAAGCAAGGAUUUUAUGCCAAAGAUAAAAGCCGAGUAUAGAACUUAUGAAGAGGUUUUCUUCAGGAAAAUUAAAGAUGAGUUGGUAACUGCGAGUGAGCACCCUGCUAUGGCUGGGGGAAUUGGUAUUGCUGCUGCCCUCCUCCUCAUGCGAGGACCUAGAAGAUUUCUGUUCCGUCAAACACUGGGCCGUUUCCAGAGUGAGGAGGCUAAGUUUAGUAAAGCUGAGAAGAAUGUGAACGAGUUGAGCCAGUCUGUUGAAUUAAUGAAGAAAGAGAGUGGAAAACUACUUCAAAGAGCGGCCCUCGCUGGAAAGGAUAUGAAACAUGGUCAUUCCAACCUGCUGGUUGCUGGAAAUCAGAUACAAAGUGUUGCAAAAUCUGUCUUCAAGGUUGAAGCUCAAGCUACUGAUUUGAUGGAUGUGCUGCGGGAAAUUCCAGGUAGAGAGGCUUUAAAGCUAAGAGCAGAGGUUGCUUCUAUGGUUUCACAUUUGCGUCAACAAAGGACUGCGAUUGACAAAAGGAUUGUGAGGAUUUCUGAAUUAGGUGUUCCUAUAUGAGAAUUGCCAAUUAGAGAAGAAAUGGUUCAAGUCCAUUGCACUGGUUUUGCUUGCCUAAUAAGCUUAGGAUGAGUGUUCAAGAGGGCCAUGGCACAUGGAUGAACAAUGAGCCGUGCAUUCUCUCCUGCAUUGUUUAGGCCUUUAGAUGCAAUUUGUUUGUAGGGAACUGUUACGACAGAGAUCGUGCAACAUACCACAAACUGUAAACUUGUGGAUUUUUCUAUAUGUUUUGAGGUGUUACCCCUGUGCAGAAGCUAUGAUACACAAGAAUUGAAAAGAGAUGUCUUCACUCUUUAUUUGUCUGCCCCUUUCACCUAUAAGGUGUAUGGUGGGGCGAAGUGGGGAUUAGAGCUUUCUACA
Messenger RNA from Capsicum annuum, 1326 nucleotides. RefSeq names its product RGS1-HXK1-interacting protein 1. NCBI's taxonomy places the organism in Eukaryota, Viridiplantae, Streptophyta, Magnoliopsida, Solanales, Solanaceae. Bases 187 to 966 code for a protein of 259 amino acids. The transcript is spliced from 9 exons. The record is from RefSeq and is a predicted model, not a curated record.